Molecule: messenger RNA, 1591 nt
Organism: Oryzias melastigma (Indian medaka)
Lineage: Eukaryota; Metazoa; Chordata; Actinopteri; Beloniformes; Adrianichthyidae
Gene: cd40
Product: CD40 molecule, TNF receptor superfamily member 5
Exons: 9
Coding region: 118-1053 (311 amino acids)
Biological process (GO): response to type II interferon; positive regulation of blood vessel endothelial cell migration; positive regulation of canonical NF-kappaB signal transduction
Cellular component (GO): external side of plasma membrane; CD40 receptor complex
Molecular function (GO): CD154 receptor binding; antigen binding
Source: RefSeq, a predicted model, not a curated record
AGCGUUUCCAGGAAAUGGUCAGUAGGGGCGGGGCGAGGGCCCGCGUGGCUGACUCCUCCCUUGUAAUACAACAGCAGAGCCGAUCAAAGGACAGAUAACUCCGAGCGCGUGCGGACUAUGAGGGUCUACAAGACACUGGACAGUUCCAAAAUGGCUUGUCUCGCAUCCCUCAUCCUGACAGUCGUUUUCGUGGUGGUGGACGCCCAGGACCUCCACUGUGAUCCACACACCCAGUUCGAAAAGAAUGGAGAGUGCUGCCAAAUGUGUCCUCCAGGUAACAGAAUGCAUCCUGACAGUGGCUGUAAUGACCCUGUCUGUGUUCCCUGCAUCAAAGGAGAAUACCAGGACAAAUACAACACAGAGAACACGUGCAGAAACCAGCCGUACUGUGACCCCAACAAAAACUUUAAGAUCCCGGUCAACCUGGAAACCACCGUGAAGUACGUCUGCUCGUGCAAAGACGGCUUCCACUGCUCCACCGCCGACUGCAUCACCUGUGUGGCUCACACUCCCUGUGCUGUGGGCUUCGGAGUUCAAACUAAAGGCAGCCACGCGUCUGACACCGUGUGUGAAAAAUGUCCAGACGGAACGUUUUCCAAUGAGAGCUCAACUGAAGACGCCUGCAGGAAGUGGACGGAAUGCGGGGCCGGGUACUACGCUGAGAAAGUCGGAACAGAUCGCUCCGACAACAUCUGCGCACAUAGUCGUGUCCAUGUGAUAGCCAUAGUCCUUGGAGUCUUGUCUCUGGUUGCUGUUGUAGUUGGAGUUAUACUUUGCCGUUUAUACAGAGGAAGAUCAGGAUCCAUGAGUGCAAAGGAACCUACUUGCGUUGAAUGUUUGGGACCACAAGAGUACAGACCCACCCCCAUCAUACAAGAGGAGACGAAGACGCCGGUGGAAAACGACGACAUCGGAAUCACGGAGAACGGGAACUGCGUUGCCCAGGAGGACGGGAACGCCAUAAAACUGUCCCGCCAGGAGUCUCAGAUGGACACAACAACUGAACAUUCCACCUUAUUCUCAUCCUCCUCUGAGAGACUGGAGUCCUACUAACACUUCCAUCGUGGCCACUCACUCAAGACUACUUUGUGUCAUAUCUGCACACGGCCUCCAGCCAAUGAGAGCGCUGGAAACAAAUGAGAAGAAGUCUCAUAAGUGUUUUAAAGACUCCAUUUUUAGACUGGACCAGGACGUUAAACCAUGAAAGUUACUUGUGAUGUCCUCACAUGGACGAGUACCCCACACUUCCCAUAAUUCCUGACGACAUCUUCUCUGAACGAGCAGAACAUGUGAACCCACAGCUGAGAUGAAGAAUCAGGAAGCUAGUAUUGACUGCAUAACUGUAUUUAUGUAAAUAUAAAUUAUAGAAUAAACUAUGACUAUAGCUCAUUUCGGUGCGAGGAUGCAUGUCUGUAUAUUUAGUCUUUACUCUAUUGAAUGAAAUGUCUGAAUAUGGUUCCUGUCAAACACAUAAGAACCCUAAACUUGUUUGUAUUAUAUUGACUUAUGCACUAUUUUUGUCAUCAUUUGUUCACAAUUGUUGUUUUUUGUCAUUUCUGUUCGUCUUUUAUUAAAAUAUGUUGUAAAGGGA